AUGCUCCGCCAGAUCAUUGGUCAGGCCAAGAAGUAUUCUAGCUUGAUCCCCCUCUUCAUAUUUAUCGGCCUGGGAGGUACUAGAACGGCAUUGUAUGUCACGUGCUUGGCAUUGUUCAAUCCCAUUGUCAGUUGGGACAGAAAUAAUAACCUGGACCCCUGGGACCAGCUGGGACCUAAUGAUCAGUACAAGUUCUACUUUGUGAGUGUAGAUUACAGCAAACUGAAGAAAGAAGGUCCAGACUUCUAA
Dama dama (fallow deer) is the source of this 249-nucleotide messenger RNA. RefSeq names its product cytochrome c oxidase subunit NDUFA4-like. Lineage: Eukaryota; Metazoa; Chordata; Mammalia; Artiodactyla; Cervidae. The record is from RefSeq and is a predicted model, not a curated record. The transcript has a single exon. Bases 1 to 249 code for a protein of 82 amino acids.